AUGGCUCCCCCGUCAGCCGGAGUAACGAAGCGCAGGGCGCGCACAUUUGUGCGCACCCGCGCCGCCACGACGCCCAUCGCCGCCUACGCACCACCGCCUCCACCGCGCCUCACCGGCGCAGAUCUACGGCAGUCCCCCUUCCCGCUGCCCCUGCCUCGACUUCCGGGAACAGGAGCUGCGGAAAAGAAGAGAGCAACGACGCCGCCAGAGCGGCCUUCACCACCGAAACCCAGCGCGAGGACUACCCCGCCCGUCACACUCUCCAUGCCCUCACUGGACAUGGAGACAACGCCGCCGCGCACUUUCUCUUUUGCGCCCACCAACCCCUUUUCGCCGCCCUCCAUGUCCAGGCCGGACACGGAGACAACACCGCCGCGCUCAUACGCGGCGGUGCUCAACACCAACCCCGACUCGCCGCCGCACGCGCCUCCGCAGUUCCGGCUUUACCAGCGCUACCUUGCCGGCCUGGAAAAAGCGACGGGACUCUCCUGGUUCGCCUACGCCCCCCCGGCGGAACGCGCCUUGAAGCUGGCCAUCAAGGGCCUGCCCACGGACACCAGCACCACCGAACUGGAGGGAGAGCUGCGUAGUCGCGGCUACGACCCCCAGUACAUCCGCCCCAUCCAGGGCAGGGUGGGCGGAAUCUUCUUCGUGGAGAUCAGACGGACACUGGGCUUCGAAUCCAUCUACGCCACCACCGAGCUCCUCUGCAUGCCCGGUAUUAAAAUUGAAGCCUGGAGGGGACGAAAAGGAGCUCCUCAAUGUCAUCGCUGCCAGCAGUUUCGGCACAGUAGCCACAACUGCCACCGCCCGGCGGCCUGCGUUCGCUGUGGCGAAAGCCACGCAGCGAAGGACUGCCAGCGACCCCGGGAGGUACCGGCCACGUGCUGCAACUGCGGAGGUGCACACCCAGCCAACAGCCCUUCUUGCCCUGUGAAGUCGCGCGAGUUGCGCAACACAAGGGCAGGCACCGCGCCCUUGACCAGUGCAAGAAGAGCUGCACCUGCGACCUCCACUGUGGACCCGAGCAGCGAACCGACAGCGAGGAGCUCGCUCAUGGCCGCGGCGAACGGCCCGAACGGGCCCAAGCCGCAGAGGCAGAGGCGCUCCCGAAAAAGGGCGACACCCGCCCCCACCGCUACCACCACCGCCGAGCCAAUCGCCGUGGUACCCGUCCCACCGCAGCCCUCUACGUCAACAGAGACAGCAGCCGCCGCCCCUCCCAAGGGGAAGAAGGCGAGGCCCCGAGCGGAGGCACCCCCAGCUCCCUCCAGCGAGAAGCUGGAAGUGUUGGAGCAGACCAUACAGCUGCUCCACAACAUCUUAGCCGCCAUUCGCUCUAGGACUGACCCAGUGCCCAUCAUCGUGGGAGGCCUGGCUUCACUGCUAGGCCAACUCACCGGUGGUUGUUCCCCCGGCGGGAAAGGAGUUCUGACUCCGCCGCCGGGUGAAUCGUCAACUGGGGUGGUGGGGGGUCAUGCCGCCCCCUCCCUCCCCAAACGGCACCCUAAGCGCCCCAGGGUCUUCCGCAGGAGCGCGGCGGCUUCCCUACUUGGGAUUCCGCACCUGCGGGAGACCCUGGCGUCACUGCGCCAACCCGCGCGUGACGCAGUGCGUCCCUCCCCCCCCUCCACGCCGGGGGCGGGGGAGACGUACUUCGACGCGCCCCUCGCCCCUGCGGGCGAGGGCCCCCCGUCACCGGGGCCGUCCCUCUCCAUGCCGGAGCUGGGACCGCCAUCGCCGCCGCCGCGCCGGACAGCGCCGCCGCUGCACUUAGCAGCGGCCCCGUUGCCGCAGCGCCCCUCUCGCGCGAGCCGCUCCCCGGCCCGCUCGACGUCCCCGCCACCGGCCAAGGUGCUCGCCGCCCAGUCCCAGUCCCCGUCUUCGGGAGAGGGCAGGCAUGCCCUUCGACUGCCGGUGCGCGGAGCCGUGUCUCCCCCCCCAGGUCGCGCCCACGCCGGCGCCACGUCAGUCGCCGGAGGCGAUGGACACGCAGCCGUCGUACGCGGCUGCGGCCUCGACGACACCACAGCGGGACGCACAUUCCCCGCUCCAGGCCAAGCCCGCGUCGCAGCCUGCUCCGCCGAAGCGAGAGCGUUACCCCCCUUUGGUGGUGGAGGUACUCCCGGACUGGGCUCGGCAUUUCCGAGCCCUCCGGGAGAAGCUCGGACACCCCCCUAA
Messenger RNA from Pectinophora gossypiella (pink bollworm), 2181 nucleotides. Its product is annotated as nascent polypeptide-associated complex subunit alpha, muscle-specific form-like. Lineage: Eukaryota; Metazoa; Arthropoda; Insecta; Lepidoptera; Gelechiidae. Bases 1 to 2181 code for a protein of 726 amino acids. The record is from RefSeq and is a predicted model, not a curated record. The transcript is spliced from 3 exons.